AUGGCUCUUAAAAUGACAGUGGAAGAAUUUCAAGAGCAGGAAGAAUCUACUGCUGAUGGUUGGCGAAAUAUGUGGGAAAAUGGCCAGUUAGAUCAAUCUGCUGAAAAAGUUCAAGCACAACUCGUUCAAUUUCAUGGUUUACUUCUAGCAGCACAGCGUACCAAUCGAAUUUUUGUGCCAAUGUGUGGUAAAACUAAGGAUUUAUUGUGGUUGGCUGGUAAAGGAGCUACCGUUGUGGGGACUGAAUUUGCUGCUUAUGCAUGUGAAAGCUUUUUCAAGGACAACAAUGUUCCUUUUGAUGUUGUAGAUCUGGAUGGCGUCAAUGGGAAAGCGUACUUUAGUACCGAUGAUAAAUUAAACAUCACUAUUUAUCAAUGUGAUCAUUAUUUACUAACCUCAUCUAUGGUCGGUUUUACCUUUGACGGUGUAUGGGAUAGAGGGUCUUUUAACUCUGUGCCAACCAAAGAUCGCAACAAGUACGUUAAUCAUAUGAAAACACUUUUAACCAGUACAGCAACGAUGCUCGUUGUUGUCGUGGAAUACGAAAUUAUCAGCCAGUCGGAUGAAAGGCAUAAUAUCCCAAGUGCUGAGGAAUGCCUUCUUUCAGCGUUUGCACCGAGUGCAAACAUUGAGAAAAUCGAUCGUUCAAUCACUGAGUGGCAAGGUGAUGACAAUCAGAAGCGCCUUAUAAUUUCAACGAACUGGGUAAAUUAUACAAUGUGCUCAACGAUAUCGGGCCAUGUUAGCCAUAUCACGGAAAUUACUAUCUUGCUACAUUGGCUACAGAUUCAAGCCUUAUAA
Molecule: messenger RNA, 801 nt
Organism: Trichoplax adhaerens
Lineage: Eukaryota; Metazoa; Placozoa; Uniplacotomia; Trichoplacea; Trichoplacidae
Exons: 2
Coding region: 1-801 (266 amino acids)
Molecular function (GO): thiopurine S-methyltransferase activity
Source: RefSeq, a predicted model, not a curated record